AAGCGGUUGAUGGAAUGGAACCGGAGCAUUCGUCUCGAUACUAACGCCUCCUUGAAACUUGAAGCGCUGGGAAGACGGCCUGCUGACUUAAGAGCUCUGGUCAAAAACAAAGGAAUCACAGCAGUCUUGUCUCACAGCCGAACUGGUUAGGUAUGUACAUACCAAGUCCGAACCGAAGAGGCAAGAUGAACCAUUAGAGUCCACACCGAAAUCACAUUGUGCCUCACUUACCACCACCCGCGUCUGAGCACCUUUCGUGAAAACUCGCUAAGCAAGCUCAAAAUCACUUUUCGCCCCAAUAACACACCAUGACGGUUGAGGAGAGCAGACCGACUGUCCAGGAGGUCAAUGGGGGCGAGACCCUUCGCGAGAUUAUCCGCACGAAACGCCCGAAUGGAAACUUGAAGGUCCUCCAGGGCACAUGCAGUCAGAGACCAUACCUCAAGAAGUACGAGGACCUGAAAGACAAGUCGGCCGGGUUCGAAGCCGAGGAUGUGGUCGAGAUGGCGAAGACUGGUCUCAUAAGCGGCUACACCCACCAAUCCCCCAUCCUCAAUAUUGACAAGUCAAUGGCAUACCUCAUGGCCAUGGUGAAUGCCAAGGGCACGAUCCUGGAAACCCGAACUUUCAAAGACGAGAAGAAGCCGCAUUUGGGUCUCGGUGCCGGAGAGUUGAUGAAGGACCCCGACGUGUAUCCUGUUUGCAGGGCAGUCCUAGUGGUCGACGACGCCCGCAAAGGUCAGUUUCGGCACCUCAACGACUCCUACCUGGUCCCCACUCAGGGAGAUGCCAACGGCUUCCAAACCCAGACCAUCCUGAUCCUGCCUCGUAGCGACGAUAUUCCCUACAUCGGCUCCGUUAUCCAGCCCAACAACUACGACAAGAACUUGACCCCAGAGUCGCCUGAGGUUGAGCCCAUGCGGGACCGCUCUGGCGACUUUAUUCCACGCCUGCGCCAUGCCGGCCUGGUGCCCGAAUACCCCCCUCGCAGAGGGGUCGACGAGAGAGCCAAGUUCCGCCUGGUGCACAACUUCGGUCACGGAGGAUCCGGUUGGACGCCCGCUUUGCCGUUCUCCUGGUCGAGAAAAUACUGGAGCAAGAAUGUGGAGGAAUUCAAAAACGUUGCCAUACGAGCCAAUGAGAGGUUAUACGGCAAGCAGGAGUCGACAGCCACCAUGAAUGGAGUUGGGAAGCACGUUUGGGUCUGGGGUGGUUGACUGGGUAGGUGGAAAGGGGUACGCGAGAGUUGCAAACCGCAUAAACUUUGGG
Molecule: messenger RNA, 1269 nt
Organism: Chaetomium fimeti
Lineage: Eukaryota; Fungi; Ascomycota; Sordariomycetes; Sordariales; Chaetomiaceae
Exons: 3
Coding region: 309-1217 (302 amino acids)
Source: RefSeq, a predicted model, not a curated record